ACGAGCGAAGAAACACUGCAAGGGUCUUACGAAAGUAGUCUAGCUCGUGAUUCCCUAGCUAUCUGUGUUGCUGAUCGGAAGCGGCUUAUUCUCAGAGGGAAAAACUUCUUACAAGAGAACUACUACAAAGAUCGUACGCUUUUGGUACGUUUAGAACGGCUGUGCUUUCAAAGAAAGACGAAUAUAAAGGGCUACACAGCCACGCUGGAAACUAAACUGGCGAAAGUCCAAUCUCUCGGAAGUUUAAUGCUUUCGUCAAAUCCAUCACACUUUCUUCAACAAAACAGGACUUAUAUGACAUUUGAACACUUGCUAAUAAGGACUAGGACUUGAGUUUUAUAUUUUUGAAAGUGUUGAUGAUGUAUGCAGCAAGAACAUGUGCGAGAUUGUUGAGGGAGCGUUUGGCAAGAUAUGGCAAGCCCUCGCUUCACAAGAGAUGGCAACAAACUGCGGUUUUAGUCGCUCAGGAACCGUUUUUAAACGGUAGUAGUGGCAAUUAUGUGGAAGAAAUGUACUUAUCGUGGAAAGAGGAUCCUAAAAGUGUACAUCGGUCAUGGGAUGCUUACUUCCGUCAAGUUGAAAGCGGAAAACCCCCAGGACAAGCUUAUCAGCCACCGCCCAUCUUAGGACAAAGUCCUGGCAUGGUAGCAACACCACAAACUGUUCCAAGUGCUGUGGAUCAGUCAACAAUUAACGAACUAGUGUCAGAUCACUUGGCAGUUUACUCAUUGAUUCGUUGUUACCAGAUCCGAGGCCAUCAUGUAGCUCAGCUAGACCCUCUUGGCAUCUUACAGGCUGACUUAUCUGAAACUGUGCCAGCUGAUCUCUCCCUAGAGUACUGGGGACUGGGUGAGAAUGAUCUAGACAAAGUGUUUCAGCUUCCUAAUACAACAUUUAUUGGUGGAGAGAAUAAUGUUCUGACUUUGAGAGAAAUAGUGAACAGGCUGAAUAAUGCCUAUUGUGGACAUAUUGGACUGGAUUACAUGUUCAUUCCAGAAAAAUAUAAAUGUGACUGGAUAAGGAAGAGAUUUGAGACCCCAGGGAUUGUACAACUAGAUGUGGAAGACAAAAGAACUUUGGUCAAGAGACUCAUUCGCUCAACUGGGUUUGAGGCUUUUCUUGCCAAGAAAUGGUCAUCAGAAAAGCGCUUCGGCAUUGAAGGCUGUGAAGUAUUGAUUCCAGCAAUGAAGACAAUCAUUGACAAGUCAAGUGAGUUUGGUGUGGAGAGUAUCAUCAUGGGAAUGCCACACAGGGGAAGACUAAAUGUCCUUGCUAAUGUCUGCCGUAAAUCACUGGAACAGAUCUUUACUCAGUUUGAUCCAACCCUGGAAGCGUCUGAUGAAGGAUCAGGAGAUGUGAAGUACCAUUUAGGGAUGUCUCAUGAACUUCUCAAUAGAGCCACAAACAAAAUUGUGCGGUUGGCUGUUGUGGCAAAUCCCUCCCAUUUGGAAGCUGUGGAUCCUGUUGUUGAAGGAAAAACCAGAUCAGAGCAAUUUUAUCGAGGAGACACACAAGGGAAAAAGGUGAUGAGUGUUCUUAUUCAUGGCGAUGCAGCAUUUUCUGGACAGGGUGUGGUCUAUGAGACUUUCCAUUUAAGUGCACUGCCACAGUAUACCACACAUGGCACCAUACAUAUUGUUGUUAACAACCAGAUUGGCUUCACCACUGAUCCAAGGGUUGCUCGCUCCUCACCUUAUUGCACCGAUGUUGCCAAGGUUGUAGAUGCUCCUAUUUUCCAUGUGAAUGCCGAUGACCCAGAGGCUGUGAUGCAUGUGUGUAAAGUUGCAGCAGAAUGGAGAGCUCAAUUUGGCAAAGAUGUUGUCAUUGAUUUGGUUUGCUACCGUCGCCACGGCCACAAUGAAGGUGACAAUCCAAUGUUCACACAACCAAUCAUGUACAAGAACAUCAACAAAAAGAAUCAUGUGUUGGAUUUGUACACAAAGAAACUUAUAGAUGAGGGUGUUGUCACAGAGGAAUGGCUUCAGGAAGAGAAAGCCAACUACGAUAAGAUUUGUGAACAAGCAUUUGCUGAUGCAAAGUCUGAGAAGCGUGUACUGCUUAACAGGGAUUGGCUGGAUUCACCAUGGAAAGGAUUCUUCAAAAAAGGCUAUUCUCCUACCCAGCCUGUGAAACCAACAGGAAUUGCUCUUGACACUUUGAAGCAUGUAGGAAAUGUGUUCAGUGCUGCUCCUGGUGGAGACUUCAAGGUUCAUGGAGGACUGCGCCGCAUCCUUAAAGCUCGCCAUGAUCUACUGGAGAAGGGUUAUGUGGACUGGGCAAUGGGUGAAGCCCUGGCAUUUGGCUCUCUUUUGAUAGAAGGUGUUCAUGUGAGGCUAAGUGGACAGGAUGUAGAGAGGGGGACUUUCAGCCAUCGUCAUCAUAUUCUGCAUGAUCAAGACAAAGAUAAAGUGACGUACUGUCCAUUAAAUGAUCUCAGCACUGACCAGGCCAUUUACACAGUCUGCAAUAGCUCUCUAUCAGAAUAUGCUGUGCUAGGUUUUGAGCUUGGUUUCAGCAUGACCAAUCCAUUUGCUCUUGUUUGCUGGGAAGCACAGUUUGGUGACUUUAACAAUACUGCCCAGUGUAUUAUUGAUCAGUUUAUCAGCAGUGGACAAGACAAAUGGGUGAGACAAAGUGCACUCACCAUGUUACUUCCUCAUGGAUACGAAGGAAUGGGACCUGAACAUUCCAGUGCCAGGCCAGAGAGGUUUCUACAAAUGAGCAAUGACAACCCUGAUGUUUUUCCAACAAACAAUGAACUCUUCGAGGUGAAUCAGCUUUAUUCCACCAACUGGCAGGUUGUUAACUGUAGCACACCUGCAAACUAUUUCCAUGUGCUGCGGCGACAGAUUGCUCUGAACUUCCGCAAGCCUCUCAUCCUGAUGACACCAAAAAGUCUUCUCCGUCUAGAAGCUGCCAGAUCUCAUAUUGAUGAAAUGGCAGAAGGGACAUCAUUUAGACGUGUGAUCCCAGAGUCUGGUCCAGCAUCAAAAAAUCCAGAGAAAGUUCGCAAACUCCUUCUUUGUACUGGAAAAGUUUACUAUGAUUUGGCAAAGGAACGAAGCAAGAGAGGUCUUGAUGAAGACAUUGCCAUCUCUCGUGUUGAACAGAUAAGUCCAUUCCCAUUCGACUUGAUCAAGGCUGAAAAUCAGAAGUACGACAAUGCAGAGAUUGUAUGGGCUCAAGAGGAACCCAUGAAUAUGGGUUACUGGACUUAUGUUCAUCCACGCCUUGUCACUUCUGUUGGAAACAAUGUUAAGAUCAGUUAUGCUGGCCGUCCUCCUGCUGCAUCAACAGCAACUGGAAACAAACAUCAUCACAUUUCAGAACAGGAGGAUCUUAUCAACAAAGCCCUAGUAUAAAUAAUUGUCUACCUCAUUUUGAAAGACAGCUUUUAGUACUGAACCUAUUUACUAUGGAUUUGAGAAACUGCAAGUUGCAGUUCAAAACAAGAAUUAUUGUAUCUUAUAUUUCCCAUAUAGGACAAUUUUUUUUUUCAGUAUGUUUUGUUUUAUCUGCUUCUGCAAGCUGUGUGAGGGAGUGUAACAUAGAAGUAUGAUUUUUAAUUAAACAUUUAUAAUAAAUUUUACGAGCCCAGCAUAGGAAUAUAUCUUAUGACUUCGCAAAACCACGGGUUUGCCAACUGCUGAAUGAUGCAAUCUGGAUAAGUGAAAUAUGAAAUCAAUUCAAUCCAAGAAGUAAGUCUGUAUAACAGGCAAGGAGCAAUAUCAGAAUUAAUCUGCAAAUUAGGGAAAUAGUGUUUUUAUUUUGGAGCGAAAUCUGUAAAAACGUACUGAUCUAAUAAACAAAUUACUGUUUGGUAA
Molecule: messenger RNA, 3824 nt
Organism: Pocillopora verrucosa
Lineage: Eukaryota; Metazoa; Cnidaria; Anthozoa; Scleractinia; Pocilloporidae
Product: 2-oxoglutarate dehydrogenase complex component E1
Biological process (GO): tricarboxylic acid cycle
Cellular component (GO): oxoglutarate dehydrogenase complex; mitochondrion
Molecular function (GO): oxoglutarate dehydrogenase (succinyl-transferring) activity; thiamine pyrophosphate binding
Source: RefSeq, a predicted model, not a curated record